Messenger RNA from Nicrophorus vespilloides, 1692 nucleotides. Its product is annotated as transmembrane 7 superfamily member 3-like. The record is from RefSeq and is a predicted model, not a curated record. Bases 116 to 1666 code for a protein of 516 amino acids. NCBI's taxonomy places the organism in Eukaryota, Metazoa, Arthropoda, Insecta, Coleoptera, Silphidae. The transcript has 10 exons.
GCCUCUCGCGGCUGCCACCAUUGACAACUUCAGACGUUCGUACAUCACCAUAUUCGAAUUAUUCACAUCACAAGUAAAAGUUCAACCACGUAAAAGUGCGAAUUGGAUCAGCACGAUGGUAUCCAACAGGAUUUCAGCGCUGGGUUUCCUCUUCCUGGCUUACAUAACCUCAAACAAUAACUUCACUUGUGCAUUGGAAAUUGAUCAGGUCAACAUCAUUGUGACAAGAUUAUCAAAUAAAACUGAGAAUAUUCGAUACUACCCAAUCAGAUGGAAUAACACAGAAAUCAUAAACAUAGAAGUCACCGCGAAUGCCUCCUUCUUUGUGGUGCAGGUGCACAGUUUUUCAAGUCCUGUUAUUCUAUCCAACGAUAAGCUGUUACAACGUCAAUAUAGUGUCAGGGGGAAUAGUGUAGGCUUGGUACAGCGAAAUAUACACAGCGAAUCAAGAUACAGAUUUUACGUACAGAACAACAUAACCGAUGGUCUAAUGAUAAUUGCUGUAACGACAUACGGAAAGAACGAUCCGAUUCCAGGUGGUUGCAACUUGACGUUUGACGUGGAAGACGCUCCCUACCAAGUUUUGAAUUACACAGAUGAUUUAAUAACGAUAGAUGCACAAGCUGCUUCAGAAAUUGCGAGAUUUUGCGAGAAUACGAGAGUAUCGCUCGAGAUGUACCAUAUGCGUCUAACGAGAUGGGAUUUCACUGCGGACAGUUUCUACCGGAGCAUAGAAAAAAUGAUCACGGUCGAAGGGAUUAGAAAGAACGGCGUUAAAGAAUGGGCAUCCCCCUACAAGAACAAACUAAGACGCUUCUUCGUCAACUACGCAGGAACAGGUACGGUUUAUGCUAUAAUAGCAACAUAUGAUGGCCAUUCUUCGGCGUACGUACCAAUUUUGUCGUACGGAUGUGACAUAAGCAAUGGCAAUUGCAGCCCCGUUACUGAUCAUGGUGACAAAUACGCAUUAGCAUUUCUAUUUACUUUGUUUGGAAUCCAAAUGAUUCUAUUUGGACGAAAAUUGACUAUACCACAAUGCAACAGACACGGCAUACUAAAAUGGAUAUGUUUGGCUUUCAUAGUAAUCCCACUUUUUCUUCUAGAAAUUAGUAUCUAUUAUCUACUGGGCGCUUCAUUUUUGAUUUUAGCACUAUUUACGGUAUCAAAUGUAUUAAUCGUCACUUCACAGAUCAUCAGUAGCAUUUAUAUUGCAUAUAUUGCAACCUGUGCUAUAUUUUUCUUUACGCCGUGGCUGGGCGAUAUGGUUGUCUUCCAGGAGGACUGGUGCUAUUGGUUAGUUUUCGUAACAACAGUAUUCGCAAUGUACACAUUUUCACGGCAAUUUAACUGGAACGUGUUACUCGAUAUGCAACUAUCCAUUGGCAUCAGCUACUUCGUUGGAGGAAUAUUACUGUACAUGUUCCUGUACAACUAUAAACGUCUGACUGUCACAAACUUCAAUUACGCCAUCUCGGAUCCACCUAUCACAUACUUCGAAUAUAUCAACUUGUUGGUUGUUCUCGUAAUUUCAAGGCUGGUCCUCUUCUUGGUGAAGUUUGCGAACAAAAUAUCUUCUGCGUUCGUGAGACGGUUUUCUUCGUCAACAGUUAUUCAGUCUUCCGUUACACCGAGUGUUCCAGACGAAGCAACACCUUUGUUGCUUUAGUUUUAAGGAUUUUUUUUUUGAAAUAU